Messenger RNA from Theobroma cacao (cacao), 1830 nucleotides. RefSeq names its product S-adenosyl-L-methionine-dependent methyltransferases superfamily protein. The record is from RefSeq and is a predicted model, not a curated record. Lineage: Eukaryota; Viridiplantae; Streptophyta; Magnoliopsida; Malvales; Malvaceae. Gene Ontology annotation, molecular function: methyltransferase activity.
AAAAGCCAAAGGAUGUACGAAAACCCAAGUGAGAAAUUGAGAAGGGAAAAUUGAACUGAAACUAGUAAAAGCUCCAAAAUGAAGACCGGACAAAACAUGCAGUAACUAAGCAAAGCACCGAGAUCGAGAAAAACCGAAGAAUCAGAGCACAUCCAAGAUAGAAAACAAGUAGCGAGGAGGAAGACCGGAAUCAAUGGGUUUCACCAUGGGCUUGAACUUCCUUCUUCUCUUGGCCAUGGUGGCAACCAACAUCCUCUCCCUUUAUCACCUCUCCUCUACCGUCCAAUCUCCCAAACCUCCUGCCCCUGACCCUGUCCCUGACCACCUCCUCCGCCAGCUGAACACCAUACGCGCCACCAUCAACCACCUCACGCGCCACAACCCUUCCACCGCCACCACCACAGCGAAACCCACCUCCACUGUCCCUCAAGAUCUCCUCCUCCACUCCCAAAUCGCCCCCAUUGCUUCUUCCUGCCACAACCACCCUGACCUUCUACAUAAAUACAUGACUUACACUCCUUUCUCAAUCUGCCCUUAUGAUCCUGACCUUCAAGAAACGCUCAUUCUCAACGGUUGCCACCCACUUCCACGUCGGCGUUGCUUCUCAAAAACCCCAUCAAAACCGUCUUCCUCUCUUCCCCUAAACCCGUUCCCAACUUCCCUCCCUGACUCCUCUGUAAUCUGGAACAAAUACUCAUGUAAAUCUUUUGCCUGUCUUUUACAGAACAACCCCAUAGGUUUCGAUCUCAACGCUCAACGCUCUUCCCUGCUAAAAUACUCUUCUGAACUCGAUCUUCCUAUCAACCAGUUCAUGCAAUUGGCCAAGUCAGCCAAUUCAGUGAUCCGUCUGGGCAUUGACAUAGGCGGCGGAACUGGAACCUUUGCUGCUUUAAUGAAAAAAUUCUACAAUGUUACGAUGCUGACCACUACCAUGAACGUCAAUGGACCUUACAACGAAGCCGUGGCCUUAAGAGGGUUGGUGCCUUUACACGUGCCGUUGCAGCAGAGGUUGCCGGUUUUCGACGGGACGAUGGAUCUGGUCCGGUGUGGGAGGGCGGUGAACAGGUGGAUACCGGUGAAGGUGAUGGAGUUUAUGUUUUACGAUGUGGAUAGAGUGCUGAGAGGAGGAGGGUACUUGUGGGUGGAUCGGUUCUUUAGUAAAGGAGUGGAUCUGGAGAAAAUUUAUGGGCCAUUGAUUGGGAAGCUUGGGUAUACGAAAGUGAAGUGGGCAGUUGCUAAUAAGACGGAUUCAAGUGGGUUGAAGAAUGGGGAAGUUUACUUGACUGCUUUGUUGCAAAAGCCUGUUUCAAAGUGAUGAUGGGAAUUGAGGAAUCAUUGAUUUUUUGAGAUAUUGAUGUCUGAUCACAAUCGCAUGGACGCGGGAAACAUGCCACCAUCUGUGCAAAGAUUAUUGUCUGCACUCAGAAAAGCUGGAAACCCUUGCUUGAGUGACAAAGCAACUUAAAUCAUUCCCACUAACGUGGAUUAGGAUUUCAGCAGCUUCUCAAUGUUGUAAAGAUUGUAGAUGUGCAAAAAAAAAAAACAACAAUUAUAGGCAGUGGAGGGUAUUGUAAAAUCACAAGGUUCUCUCAUAAAAGUGGUCGACGUGGAUGGCCCUCAUUCAUUUCCCAACUACUUGUUAUAACAUUUUGUUGCUGUCUAUAAAUAUGUGUAGAACAAUCACCAAAUAAUGGACUUCUACCUUUUUUUUUUAGGGCUUAGCAAGCCAAAAAACAAGGCUUUCUGCAUGUAACGUAUUGAGAACCAUCGAUUCGUAGGAUGUUAGAAAGUUUCGGUUGGAGAUGCAGCAAAAAUAGUGUUGUCGUAAAA